Besnoitia besnoiti is the source of this 3348-nucleotide messenger RNA. RefSeq lists its product as uncharacterized. The transcript has a single exon. Lineage: Eukaryota; Apicomplexa; Conoidasida; Eucoccidiorida; Sarcocystidae. The record is from RefSeq and is a predicted model, not a curated record. The coding region runs from base 1 to 3348 and encodes 1115 amino acids.
AUGAAGGUCAAAGAGCUGUUGCAUGCGGCAUACUUGCUCGGCUGUUGGUCGGCUGUGGAGCGUCUAUGUAUCAACUUUUGCCAGGCGAAUGGACUAAAGACAGAGUGGAUUCGGGAACUGAAGGCGAAGGGGGGUAGGCAGAGUGUUACCCUGGCUAAUCUUCAGAACUACAGAAAGCGUUUCCGCGACAGUGAAAAGAGGCGAGGGCAGCAACCGCCUGAACUCCCCCCAUCCUGGUUGUGCUCACCGCUUGAAGAGAAAGACCGUGGAGCUGUAGCUCAUUUCGGCAUUCCAGGCACACAUCUAAGGGUCCAAAACGCCCGUAAAAAAGAGAAACCGCCUUCGUGCCGAUCAGACGCAUCGACAGCAGUGAACGUACCAGGAGUUCGAAGCCAAGCAACUGUGCAUACACAGGCUAAAGCUGUAUCACCAGCUUUUCAUUCGACGGGCCUCUCCGUGGGGGGGCAACGUGCUGAGCCUGUCGGAGCGCUGGCUGACGCAUGCGAUCAGUAUGUGGACCCACAACAUGCAUUCCUUAUUCGUGGAUACCAGCGGUCGCCUACUCCACGUGGGCGUCCUCUGGUAGACACGGACGGGUCAACAAGCGCUUCUCACAUGCCUCCACCUGUUGAAUACGAUUGUUUAGGAGGGGUGCGCAGACAACGCACAAAGAAACGGGGCAGCCGAGCGAGAAUAUCCGCUCCCACGCGAGGGAAGAGAAAACGUGGAGAGACGAAUGCGCUUCUUCGUCAAAUGCAUAUGCCUGAUAUUCCGCUCUCAAACGCUGACAACCCACCACUCCUUGCUGAGGAUCCGCAAGCGCCUGCACACGCCCAUCAACAGCUCUGUUACUUUGUCCCCCCUUCUGCGCCUGCCGAGCAGAUAAUGCCCGUUCAAGUUACUGGUGACAUGUGUAGGCUCUCAUCGUCAUUUGACGCCCUUCCGCGGAGUCUUGAUCAAACAGCAGACACGUUGUCUUCGGGAACGCUUCACUGGCCUGCUCACAACACUUGCGCCCCCACCUCGCCAUUUCCUUUCCAUCCUUACGGGGCAAGCGGAAGACUUCCUGUAUCUUCAGACAAGGCUAUCCGUGAUCCCUAUCCUCCGCCAUGUCUCUCAGUAAAACCUCCGAACUCGGCAGAUGCCUUUAUCACUCUAGGUGAAAACCGCUCGCUCGAGCCCGGAAACACCGUUCUGCCUUCACAGGCUGCGCGCGCGGCUCCGGCAGUUCCGACACCUUUGACCGUCGUCCCUCCGCAAGGGAAACGGGCUCAUGCGGAACCCAGUUCAUGCCAGAGCUCCCCCCGCGAGCGAUCGUGUUCAACAGACAGCUGGCGGACAGAAUCGUUGUACAGUCACAGUUCGAAAAGCAGCAGUGACAGCACGAGUACCACAAGUACCAGCUCCGAGGAAGGAGAGUUGAGCUCGCCCUGCUCGACUGAAAGCUGGAAAACACUAUACAGAAAACGACGAAUGGCUCGUCAGGUCAACUUUGCGGGGAAGAAGCCGCGGCAUUCGAAAAUACCGGUUGAUGAACCCGCGUCUACUAGAACGGAGGUGUCCCUGGGUCCCGCGUUGUCUCCAAUGAGCAGUACCAUCGCCGCAGGACGGUGGCAGAGACCUACCAGCUGCUCGGCGGUCUUCAAUCAGGCAGACCCUAAGGCGGCAGCUGUGGUAUCGUGCCCAUUUACUGCCCAGGCAGACUGCCCGAAUGAUACCGGCGCCCCGAGAGAUCCGGGGUGGACACAUAACGCUCUUCCUGCUCUUGCAGGCGAUUCGCAGCUGGCAUACGAUGACAAACGCCAAAGCUGUUUCUACUCAUUGCCGACGCUUACCCCUGUAAGAAUGCCGCCAUCGCUUGAGCGUCAGUCGCCAGGCGGAGAUGUAAUCGGCGCGCCGUUUCCACCUAGGAACUCGCAGUGCCCAUCCAGUGAUCCUUCAGUACCCACAGUGGUGUCUGGUGAAGGAGCACAGACGUCGUCAUCUCCGGUGGAAGCGCGGUCGACAGUCGCUGACAAUGGAACUUGCGAAGCAAAGAGGAGACUCCGCGCCGUAUCCGGUGAGAGACAAACUUCCAGCGUGUUCGCUGAUGCGUCACACGGCGAUACACAAGUGAGUCAACCGGAUCCCCUGCACGUCCAACGUUGUCUCCCGUCCUACUCCGCAGUGCACCCGCCAGCCAAGGGCCCGCCGUCCACCAGUCGAGAAAAUGACCGUGUGGGACAAUCAGGCUUCUCCGCGGCUCUCCGCCCGCCUCCGCUGCUGAAUACACGGCCCCACAGCGCAGAAGGCAGGAAUAUUCAGCAGCCUGAGUUGUGUACGACGGAACGACCUGUUCCUUCAAAAAUGGAUAUGGGCAGCGAGGAGGAAAGCGCCCGCAGACUCGACUACGCCAGACCUGGGUUCCACAUACAUAGCGUGACCUGCGACAGUGCGCUCGGCCAACACUUUUCCGAAGCAAAUCCACUUUUCCGCCGGCACUCUCGUCACACGUUUGAUUGUGAGAGUACGAGGCCCGCUACAGAGUACUCCAGCUUGCCACAGACUGGAGCAGCCGGACCAGGGCGUCCAAGGGCCGAAAAAUACUACGGAACGGACAUGCCUGUCGUCACGUCCGUCGCUGAGUGCAAGAGUGGGAGCUGCUCCGGAGUUCAAACGAAAGAGAUGUGGAAACUCGCAUUAGCGGACAGCUUCCAACGCGCAAAUGGUAGUGAUGGCAACUACACUUCGCUAACACCUGAAAAAACAAGUUAUCACCUUUGCCUUAUGCCGCCGCCACAUCCGCCGUUGCCCGAUCUGGCUCAGAUGACUGAGGAGCGGUCUCCAACGUCCUCCACCCCUGACGCGACACCUGUAUCUGUACUGCGAGGGCAGAGAGCUCCAGCUAAUGUUCUGUCUGACGCAGGCCCCAAUGUAGCGGAGAAGGUAGUAAACUGCGUAGGCGCAGCGACCGAGGCGGAGUAUUCAGGCAUGACUGAGGGAACGACACAGGUUUCAAUUGCAUCAACUCGAUGCACCCCAAACACGAGGGAAGCGAGGGGAAGGGCUUUGGCGCACACCGGCUGCCGCGAAAGUAGCUCUUUUUCUUGCGAGCCGAAACCGCUUGCAUGUGGAUGGAAGGGCGUCCCCUCUACGAACCCUUCGGCAAACGUCGCUGCAAACGCUGGACCAGCGUUACAAGGGGAACAACUAGGAAAAGGUCUUCUCGUGAGAGAGCCUAUUAGGGAGUUUAGCGGCCGCCACAUUUCCGGAAAUGGCGGCCUUCUCGAAACAAGGUACCAGUUCUGCUGUGGGGACCCUGACCAACCAGCGACCGUGCGCUUGACUGUGCGAAGCCCGUUCACAUAA